Molecule: messenger RNA, 4494 nt
Organism: Lytechinus pictus (painted urchin)
Lineage: Eukaryota; Metazoa; Echinodermata; Echinoidea; Temnopleuroida; Toxopneustidae
Product: zinc finger Ran-binding domain-containing protein 2-like
Exons: 9
Coding region: 347-1342 (331 amino acids)
Biological process (GO): RNA processing
Molecular function (GO): RNA binding; lipopolysaccharide binding
Source: RefSeq, a predicted model, not a curated record
ACCUCGACACGUAGCUAAAAAAUUUCCGCUCGCAUGUAAUUUUGUUCCUAUUUUCAAAGAGGGCGUGGACAAAAAUGUACUAUAUUCCUUGACUUGGGUCACAUGGACCAAAUUUAGGCUCGCUGUAUUAUUGCCCUAUAUUGAAAAAAAUCAUACUUGAAAAUUCCAGGAAAUGUCUUUGAAUUUCGGGAAAUUUUGGAUUCAGUUUCAGGAAAUUUAUUUUGGAUCUGUGAAAACACUGCAUAGCCCCAUAUGCACCGCGGGCACGGCGCCGCCCUAGCCUAGAGCCAAAUCCGUUCAUCGUUUCUUUUUUCCGUGUGAUGUCCCACCGACCGAUGCUGUCAGCAUGUCGGGGAAGAAGUUCAUGGGAAAUGAUGGCGAUUGGGUAUGCAACAACGGAAAGUGUAGCAAUGUGAACUUUGCAAGAAGAACUCACUGCAACAGAUGUGGGGCGGAGAAGAGUCGAAUGAAGAUAAAAGAUGGAGGCCUGAUCAUUGGAAAACAGAUGGCCGAGAAGAGUCAUGGUCUAUUCAGUGCUGAUGAUUGGCAGUGUAAGAUGUGUGGUAAUGUCAACUGGGCCAGGAGGAAUGAAUGCAAUGUUUGUCACUCACCUAAAUUUGGAAAAAUUGAGGAGAGAACUGGGUAUGGAGGUGGAUUCAAUGAGAGAGGUACAGUGGAAUACAGAGAAGACAGGGGGUCUGAUUCAGAUGAAGAAUAUGAUGAGUUUGGUAGAAGAAAGAGGAAAUUUCGCAUAUCUGAUGACCAACCAAAAAGUAUACUCAAAGAGGUAGAUGAAGAGAAGGAAGGCGAAGAUGACGAAGAAGAGGAGGAGGAGGACGAUGAAGGCAACCUCGAUGCAUAUAAAUUGGAUUCAGAUGAUGAUGAUGAUGAAGGUGGCGAUCUCUCAGCUUAUGCGUUAGUGGACAGUGAUACGGAAAAGAAGCCAUCCGGGCCAGCAGCGUCGUCGUCAUCUGAUACGAAGUCCUCUCAGCACUCAUCCUACCGGUCAAGGAGUUCCAGUUCUAGCCGGUCCCGGUCAAGAUCUCGAUCCAAGGAUCGCAGAUCCGGUACAUACUCUAGAUCCAGAUCCAGGUCCGGAAGCCGAGAUCGCAGACGGUCUAGAGAUCAGAAAUCACGUUCCCGCUCCAGGAGUCGAGAUCGCAGAAGAUCAAGAGAUCGCAGGUCACGUUCGCGUUCAAGGAGUCGAGACCGGAGACGAUCUGGGUCAAAGUCAUCUAGUUCAUCAUCAAAGCAUCGGCGGUACUCAAGGUCAUAUUCAAGGUCAAGAUCAAGGUCACCAUUGAGGAAGGAUUACAAGGACAGAGGUUCACGCUACUACUGAGACCACUACUAGGUUAAAGAUUUAUUCACGAAGAGCUGUCGGUGAUAUUUCAUUAGAACAUCAAGUUUGGUUUGUGAAGGUACCAUGUGUAAUAAAAAUUAUGUAGGUAAGUCAUUAGGUAUCACAGAUAGGAAGGUAUGUGGUCUAACGUGUGCAUAUUGGCAAUUAUAGUAGAUUUCAGAUUUGUGUACAUUCAUGCUUUCGUCUACUUAAUGUCUCUUUCUUUCUGUUCUUGCCUGCUAUGCUGCUAUCUUUCAUCUUUUCUCUCUUACCUUCUUUCACUCUUCCUUUCUCUCUCUCUCUCUGUUUUCCCCCAUUCUUCUUUCUCUGACAUACCUUCUUUUCUUUGUCUGCUUCCCUCCCUUCUUCUGUCCCUACCUUCCUCACACUCUGUUUUUUUUUCUGCCAUCCCUCUCUGUUUCCCUCCAUUCUUUCUUUGACCUGGGUCCCAUAACACAAAGGUUAGCGAUUAAUUGUACGAUUGAUUUUUACGAUUGAUUGUACAUUGUAGUCAAUGCAAUCAAUCAUCAGAAAGUAUUCAAUGAUGAUUGCUAAGUUUUUGUGUUACGGGGCACCUGUUCUCCCUCAAUUCCUCACACUCUCUAUCUGCUUGUCUCACUAUCUCCUUGUCUCACUAUCUCUUCAUCCCUCCCUAUCUGUCUCUCUUUUUCUUUCAUGUCCUCUUUCUCCUCCCUUUCCCUCUCCUUUCUCUUUUCCCUAUCAGUAUCCCCUCCUUUUUUCAAUCGUAAAUGUGCUAUUUGCCCCCUCUUUUCCAAAGUGAUUUCUCAAUUUCUUUUUUUUCUGUUUCUUUCUCCCAUUUAUUUCCUCUCAAAAUAAGUUUGGCAAUGCAUUUGUUAAAGUGUUAAGUGUCAAAGGAAUCGAUGUUUUCAUUGAUGCAUUACUUGUUGAAAAAAAUUGAAAAAAUAUUACGCUGCUUCCUACCAAUUUUGUCAAUAUUCUAGAUAAUAUUAUAUUUUAAAUGAAAAUGUCAAUUCUGGUACAAAAAUUGGUGUCGUUUUCAACCUACAUUCAUAUUUUACUGGUAUAUAUGCGUUAGAGUAGACCCUUUUGCAGAAAUUUCCUUUUACGCCCAGCUGUCAUAAAUUCGGAAGUUCAUGCAGCUGAAAAUAAGUUAGACAAUCUCCUCGACACCCUAAUUACCUUCAUUAACUUUGCACUUAAUUGUAAUUUGGUGAUUGUACAUGUUUUGCUUAUUCAUUAUUAAAACAAUAGGCUACAAGUAUAGACUCUGGGCUGAUCUCUAAUUUAUGGAAACAGGCGUAUAUUCAAUUAUUAAUGGCUUAGCACAUGAUGUUGAAUUUUUCCUUUUAAGGGUUUUCAUAGUUGAUGUUUCAUUUGGAAAGUUCUUUUAAAUAAUACACCUAAAUUGUGUACUCAUUUAGUAAUCUAUGGGAUAAAAAUGCAAUAAUUCAAGAUUUUUUUUUUUUAAUAAGCGCUAUCUACAUGUAUGCUCAUACACUUCAUUUCUUUGUUGCCUAAUUAAUAAUAGAAUAAUGUUAUAUCUGAGCAGUGUCCACCGAUUUACAAUAAUCUCAUAUUCCUAUCAGAUAUAUUUACAUUUAAGUAAUAUCAAUUUUACUGUAUAGCAUUAUACUCUGGUGAAUAUUAGGAAUUUGAGCAAGAAUUAAAAUUUAACAGAGCAGUCUGUACUUAAAUUUGAUGCACAUUUACAACUGCCAAACCAAUAAAGGCAAUUAGUUGUUUUUCUUCCAGUUUUUCAAAUAGAACAUCAGCGAUAUAAAUAUCAUUCAUCUCUAGUCAAACAAUGAAUUGUUCCUUUGAACUAUUAAGGUUUUAAAGCUUGCAGUGUUAUCUAAAUUUUGAAAUGCUGCCUUUUCUGCAAAGAGAACUUAAAAAAUCAAGAUGUAAAUAUUUUUUCAGUACGAAAAUGUAAAAACUUGAGUGUACCAUGAAAUUGUGCCUCGCUUUUCUACUACACUUUUCUAUAAUUUACGUAUUCCAUACAACAAAGAUCAAAAUAUUUUUGUUGAACCUCUUAUCAUUGUAUAUGAGAACACAUGAAGAAACUUUUGAUUGUUGAAUUUUGGGACCCCAUGUCCAUAAAAUCUGAAGUUCUGCUACAUUAGACUAUAGCAGCAUUUUUAUACAUGCUACAACUACAACUAUAGUACUGUAAUAAUGUAGUCAACUCAACAUAUGUAUUACAUUGAAUUGGUAGUAUUUGUACUUGCUUUGACUAUCAUUCUAAUACAUUUGGCUAACUUUUUUUCAGCCAGAAAUACAUACUCCUUUUAUACUAGUAUGGGUCCAUUUUUGCAGUUUUGAUCCGUUCGAACAGUACAUCUUCAAAAUUGGUAAUGACAGUUGCAAAAAUUAAGAUGAGAUUAGAGAUACCUCAAAUUUAAAAAUACUAGCUCUGGUCCAAUAAAAAAAAACAUUGGUAAACCAAUUUAAGUCACUUUUGGUCAUUAAAUCAAAGAAUAAAUGCAAAAUCAGCCACCAAGAAGCGUCCAUGUUUAAUGUGAUUGAAAUUUUGAAAAAAUUAAUUACUUUUUGAGUAUUUUAUUGAUUUCAUUUAAAACAUGACCAGUUUGUAGAUUCUUUAGAAUUUCUCUAUUAAAGUAGAUUCAUGGAUGUCACUUGUAGGAUAUUGAUAGGAUAAUGUGAAUAUUAGAAGCUACUGCCUUGUUGAAUUUACAUUUAUGAAGAUUUGUAUUUAUUUAUACCAAUUUUGUGAAAUCUAUUUAUCCAUAUCAUUUACGUGUUUGUUUUUAUAGAAGUAUGGAAUAAUUCCCUAGUUUUAAUUUUGUAGCGUUUAUUACAUGUAGAAUUUUAUUUUGAAUGAACAAAAACAGUUUUCAUGGAAUAUCCUACUUGCAUUUACACAGAUAAUGCAUGUGCUCACCUAUAACAAAAAGCAUAACUAGUAUGACUCGUUCUCAAGCUCUUCACCAAAUGAUUUUUCCAAUCUAGAAAUGUUUUCGAUAUGACAUUGCACUCAUCACUUAAUAUUUUUUUCAAAAACAAAAUAUUUCAAAUACAAGCUGACUGAAUGAUUAUAUUAAAUGGUCACAGGCUCAAUACAGGUAACAGCUAAAUUUUCAUUUGUUACCUACUUUUGCUGUUAGAUUGUUAAAAAGUAAUAAAGGCUAAGUUGCUGCUCAAUUUUA